Exophiala aquamarina CBS 119918 is the source of this 225-nucleotide messenger RNA. RefSeq lists its product as uncharacterized. The transcript has 2 exons. The record is from RefSeq and is a predicted model, not a curated record. The coding region runs from base 1 to 225 and encodes 74 amino acids. Lineage: Eukaryota; Fungi; Ascomycota; Eurotiomycetes; Chaetothyriales; Herpotrichiellaceae.
AUGCCAGCCCACCCUGCCGAAGAGACUCACUCUGAGCCGCGAGGCAGCUUGACAGACCAGGUUGCAAAAGAGUCAAGCGAUUCCAAUGCCUCUGACCACCCAAUUCAUGACAAGGCUCAGGCUCAUCACCAUCAGAGCAAGGGUCCUCAGAUCUCCGACAGCAUCCCAUCCGCAACCGGCACCAAGGACGAAUUGAAAGCUAAAGCUGCGGAGCUCAACAAAUGA